Molecule: messenger RNA, 1961 nt
Organism: Bicyclus anynana (squinting bush brown)
Lineage: Eukaryota; Metazoa; Arthropoda; Insecta; Lepidoptera; Nymphalidae
Product: WW domain-binding protein 11
Exons: 11
Coding region: 166-1914 (582 amino acids)
Biological process (GO): mRNA cis splicing, via spliceosome
Cellular component (GO): spliceosomal complex
Source: RefSeq, a predicted model, not a curated record
AUAUGACAUUUCGAAAAAAUCGGAAUGCUUGUAGUUUGCGGCUUCGAUUUUUGUUUAAUUUGUCAUAAUUAAGAUUUAGCCCAUGUUUAAUUUAGUGAUUGACUCUUAAUAAAACACGAGUGUUAUUCCUUAGGUUUACCGUGAAUAAGAAAAUAAUUCGGCAAGAUGGGUCGCCGUUCCAUAAAUACCACCAAGAGUGGUAAAUACAUGAACCCCACGGACCAAGCGCGUAAGGAAGCCAGGAAGAAAGAAUUGAAGAAAAAUAAAAGACAAAGGCAGAUGGUGAGGGCAGCUGUGCUUAAAAUGAAAGAUCCCACACAAAUACUAGAGGAGUUGCAGAAAAUUGAUGAAAUGGAGUAUAAUGUAUUGCAACCAUCUCCUCUUAAUGAAAAGGUUUUGAAGGAAAAAAGGAAAAAAUUAAGAGAAACUUUUGAUAGGGUUUUAAAGAUGUAUGACAAGGAUGAUUCUGAAAAGUGGGUAGAACUAAAACGCCAAGAGAUGGAAUAUGAAAAGAGCAGGACUCAUCUGAUAUCAUACUAUGAGUCAGUCAAACAUGCCCAGUCAGUGCAAAUUGAUGACAUCCCGCUGCCUACCUUACAAAUUCCUGAAAACAUUAUAUACGGAAAUGUACCAUCGCAAAUACCACUGCCUUUGGACACAGUGCAUCCUAAUUUACCAGUCAGACCCAUUUUAAAGAAGGAUUCAGUUUAUAAAGAAAGGCCAUCUGGCAUAGAACCUCCCGGAGUACCGCCCGGUCCACCGCCGGACUACGAAGCGCUUCUACAAGAGGCUUCCAAAGCUAUCGACAAAAUGCACAAGGAAAAGAAGACUUUGCGCUUCUCUGAUCUGCCAGACGAAGGCCCACCCGGGGAAAGUAGACCAAAUCAGCUACCUCAACAACACGCAGUACAACCGGCGCAUCAACCGUCACAACUACCGCCACAUCAGCCGGUACAUCAACCGGUCCAUCAACCAGUACACCAGCCAGAUGUUGAACAAAUUGAACCCGAAGAUUUGGAUGGAGAAGCCAUGGACGAAGACCACGAGAUAGAGGCGCCAGCGGCGGCUCAACCAGCGCCAAAGCCCACGUCAUUGCAGCAGAGAAUGUUGGCGCUGUCCGGACAGAAUAUUGAUGAUUUUAUGAAAGAGAUGGAAGAAGUUCACAGAAAGAGGGAACGAGACAGAGCAGCUGAUUUAACUGCAAGGCUAAGUGCUCUGAAGCGCUCGGGACACGGCGCUCGGGACAGCGACUCUGACAGCGACACGGAGCCGCACACCGCGCACCACAACCACCACGACUUCGCGCUGGAGCCGCCCGGGGCCGAGGUCAGGCAGAUACCGCCUCCGCUGCUGCCGCCAGGUCUUCGGCCGCCCAUGUUGAGACCGCCCGGUGCGCCGCCAGGGGCGCCCCCAGGAGCCCCGCCAGGCUUACCUCCGGGCAUUCCUCUAGGGGGGCCUCCCGGACCACCGCCCGGCCCUCAUCCCGGACUUCCACUGGGAAUGCCAGUUCACCCCGGCGUGCCAGUGAUGCCGAGUGGGGUGCCGCCGGGUCCCCCGCCGGGCCGCGGCCCCCUGCGCCCCCCGGGCCCCCCGCCGGGCGCUCCGCCCCGCCUGCUGCGGCCGCUGGUGCCCCCGCCGCCGCCGCACGUGUCCGUCCUCACCGCCGCGCCGCAGCUUAUAUCCAAGAAGGACGCUGCUCAGGGUGCAACAAUAAGCGCAAAGCCACAGAUAAGAAAUCUCUCAGCCGACGUGACACGUUUCGUGCCGUCCGCUCUGAGGGUGAAGCGCGAGGACAAGAAGGCCAAGCCGGAGAUGAAGUCCGCGCUGCAGAGGCCGGCUGAACAACCAAAGCAAGCGCCCAGCAAGGACGACGCUUACAUGCAGUUUAUGAAAGAAAUGGAGGGUUUAUUGUAAAAUAAUUAGAUUAAGUGAUAAAUAAAUAAAUAUUCGUAUAUAGUUGC